GACGUUCCCAGCCUGUUAUGAUGACGUAGCACGCUACAACGUGAUCAUGACAUGUGUCCUUGGGCUGCGUGUGUGAGAGACUGCAAGACAUACCUGCUAAAAUACACUUUUCUACAUGAAUAAAGCUUUUUUAGAUUUUUGAGUCACCCCCUUGUGGUGGGAACACUGAAUCACAACAGACAUGGCAUUGAGUCACCUGAACCUCCUGCGGCCAGUUAUGUGCAGACUUCUGCCUGCCGUCGUGAGGACCCCCUUUGUGGCCCACAAAGCAGUCCCAUCCACGCCCCCUGCAAGCCGUGCUGUGAUUCUACCGAAUUAUGUUCGCCAUUACGCCACAAAGAAGAGUAAAGUGAAGGCAAAAGCACAGACAGGCAAAGUGAACAUCAAUGCGGCGUUGGUGGAGGAUAUUAUCAGUCUGGAAGAGGUGAAGGAAGAUAUGACCGCCGUCCUGGCUGCCCUAAAAGAUGACUUCAGUCGUAAUCUCAGCAUUCGCACCUCACCAGGUGCAUUGGACCACAUUACAGUCACCACAAACGAUGGCAAGUUUCCCCUCAACCAGCUGGGCCAGAUAUCCAUGAAGUCUCCACAGCUCCUUGUGGUCAACAUGACCAGCUUUCCAGAGGCUACAGCAGCCGUCACCCGUGCCUUACAAGAGAGCAGCAUGGGACUGAAUCCGGAGGUUGAGGGCACCAUCAUCAGGGUGCCUAUUCCCAAGGUGACUCGAGAACACAGGGAGAAUCUGGCGAAACUGGCCAAGCAGUUCGGCAACAAGGCCAAAGAGUCACUGAGGAGAGUCCGCGCCAACGCCGUCAAUCAAGUGAAGAAGUCCAAAGAAGGCGUCUCUGAAGACACCAUCCGCUUGAUAGAAAAACAGGUUCAACAAAUGGCAGACGGUUACGUGACAGACAUUGACAAACAGCUGGCAACUAAAACCAAGGAGUUACUUGGUUGAUGACAAAGACAACAACAUCGCCUGUUUGUUUCUGUGCUCUGCUUGUGACUCAAACAAAAUCCCUCUACUCCAAACAAAAAAACACCUAAUGAUGGCAGUGAUGGAAGCAAGUGCCGAAAGUAGUGUUUGUGCAUUUUCCUCACGAGUAAACAAAUGUUAGCAUGGCACGUCAGGGGCUUUCGCCGCUCCUUGCGUUCACAUCUUCAAACAAACAAAUGGCGGACAAAUGAACUUUUAAUGCGAUUUGGGUAACUCCUCCUAAUCAAAGCGAUGCCACAAAUGUGGUGUUUAUGUAAAAAGCACUGCACUGAUUGUAAACUGUGGUUUGUACAGGAUGGUGAAAGUCACACAGGGUGGAGAGAAAAUGCGCACAACAACAUGCAUCAUUUUUUUGUAUUGACUUAAAAUAAAAUGUGUCAGUUUGUGGUACUGGUGCCGUAGCCA
Misgurnus anguillicaudatus (oriental weatherfish) is the source of this 1396-nucleotide messenger RNA. RefSeq names its product mitochondrial ribosome recycling factor (gene mrrf). Gene Ontology annotation, cellular component: mitochondrion. The record is from RefSeq and is a predicted model, not a curated record. Gene Ontology annotation, molecular function: ribosomal large subunit binding. Gene Ontology annotation, biological process: translation. NCBI's taxonomy places the organism in Eukaryota, Metazoa, Chordata, Actinopteri, Cypriniformes, Cobitidae.